AAAAAAAACAAGCCUAGGUGGUUUGACAUUGACAGUUGUGUUGUUUGGGUGAAUUGUUGUUUGAUCGGUGCGUGCGGUUUGCUUCUAUAAAAUUUACAAAGUAAACCUCGCUCCUACUUAAUUUUUUGGAUAAAACAAUCUUCGUACAUUCACCGAAAUGGCUUCUAUAGCGGCAGCGCAGGUGCAGGAAGUGCGAUCUAUCACACGCAUUGAGCGUAUUGGUGCACAUUCUCAUAUUAGAGGAUUGGGACUUGAUGACUCCUUGGAGCCUAGGGCUGUGUCACAAGGCAUGGUUGGCCAGAAAAUGGCCAGGAAAGCCGCCGGUGUUAUCCUGCAGAUGAUCAGAGAAGGCAAGAUUGCAGGCAGAGCAGUGUUAUUGGCAGGCCAACCUGGUACUGGGAAGACGGCUAUAGCAAUGGGUCUUGCCCAAGCUUUAGGACCAGACACUCCCUUCACUAGUAUGGCUGGCUCUGAGAUAUUUUCCCUGGAAAUGAGCAAGACUGAAGCCCUUACGCAGGCCAUCAGGAAAUCUAUAGGUAUCAGAAUUAAAGAAGAAUCCGAGAUUAUAGAAGGCGAGGUGGUCGAAGUAUGCGUAGAGAGGGCUGCCGGGAGUGGAGGGGCUCGGGUGGGGAGACUCACUUUGAAGACUACGGACAUGGAGACCAAUUACGAUAUGGGGAGCAAGAUGGUGGACUCGCUGCUUAAGGAGAAGGUCCAAGCCGGUGACGUCAUCACCAUAGACAAAGCCACUGGUAAAAUCAACAAACUAGGGAGAAGCUUCGCCCGCGCCCGCGACUAUGACGCCACUGGUCAGCAAGCUCGCUUCGUCCAGUGUCCCGAGGGAGAACUACAGAAGCGUAAGGAGGUGGUUCACACUGUGACAUUGCAUGAAGUCGAUGUCAUUAACUCUAGAACACAUGGCUUCCUGGCUUUAUUCUCUGGUGACACUGGAGAGAUUAAAUCCGAGAUAAGGGAACAGAUUAACAGUAAAAUUGCCGAAUGGCGCGAAGAGGGGAAAGCAGAAAUGAUUCCAGGAGUGUUGUUCAUUGAUGAGGCGCACAUGCUGGAUAUGGAGUGCUUUUCAUACUUGAACCGCGCGCUUGAGUCCGAAACGUCGCCCGUCCUCAUGAUGGCCACAAACCGCGGCAUCACCCGAAUCCGCGGCACCAACUACAGAGGCCCGCAUGGAAUGCCGCUGGAUCUACUGGACAGGAUGAUCAUCGUGCCUACCGUGCCAUAUUCGCAGCAUGAUUUGAAGGAGAUUUUGAAUAUUAGAUGCGAGGAAGAAGAUUGCCAAAUGUCAAACGACGCUCUCACGGUACUGACACGAGUGGCGACAGAAACAUCCCUAAGAUACGCCAUUCAAUUGAUCACCACAGCUUCCCUGGUCGCCAAACGAAGAAAAGCUACAGAGGUGAGUAUGGAAGACGUAAAGAAAGUAUACUCGCUGUUCUUAGACGAGCAUCGAUCUGAACAGUUCCUCAAGGAAUAUCAAGACGAGUUUAUGUUCAACGACGGCUCGGGAGAUGCAUCCCACAUGAUGGAAGUCGCACAGUGAGCGAAAGAGUAUAGAAGUAUUGUUUAUCGAUAAAUAAAAUUAUUAAUUAACACAACUGCAUUGUAUAUGCAAAGAAAAUUGUUUUUAAGACAGCCUUAAUGUUGUUAAAGGCCGGCCUUUGACUAAAUAACCUUAGCAGAAGCUUGACUUUUGUCAUGAUAUCUUGACUGAUGGUCGACUUUUGUCAUAACACCUUGACUGAAGGUCUACUUUUGUCAUAAUACCUUGACUGAAAGUCGACUAUGUCCCAAUAUUUAAGCAGAAGUUCGAAUUCCGACGUAAUAUCUAAACAAUAAGGUCGACUUUUGACUACCCACGACGCAGUUAUGUUGAUUAAUUUUGUGAUCAUGUACCUACUCGAGUCAUUUCCAUUGAAAAUUGUGAUGAAUAAGAAUUUCACAAAGAUAAUUUUACAAUUAAAUUUUUCAUGUAAGAAUGUACUUUUAAGUUGUCUUUAAUUAAAAGAUUUGUUAA
Chilo suppressalis (striped riceborer) is the source of this 2032-nucleotide messenger RNA. Lineage: Eukaryota; Metazoa; Arthropoda; Insecta; Lepidoptera; Crambidae. The record is from the annotation of a GenBank genome assembly.